UCUGCCGAGCUCAGCGGCGGAGCGGAGCGGAGCUGCGAGGCGCUAGCGCGGAGCAGGCAGGCAGGCGGGCGGGCCGGCAGGCGCGAGGCGGAGCGCGGGCGGCCGGGGAAGCUCGAGGGCGGACGGCGGCGGCCACGAGCGCUCGGCCCGGGCCUGCGGGAGCCGGAGACUGCAGCGGCGGCAGCUGCUGCCAGAGGAGCCGAGGGGACACCGCCCUGCCCGCGCCCUGCCUCAGGCCAUCGCUGCUCCCCCGGGGCCCAGCGCGGACUCGCCUCCUUGAAGUGUCACGAUGUCUGACCGGAAGGCAGUGAUCAAGAAUGCAGACAUGUCUGAGGACAUGCAACAAGAUGCCGUUGACUGCGCCACGCAGGCUAUGGAGAAGUACAACAUAGAGAAGGACAUUGCUGCCUAUAUCAAGAAGGAAUUUGACAAGAAAUAUAACCCUACCUGGCAUUGUAUCGUGGGCCGAAAUUUCGGAAGCUACGUCACACACGAGACAAAGCACUUCAUCUAUUUUUACUUGGGUCAAGUUGCAAUCCUCCUCUUCAAGUCAGGCUAGGUGGCCGCAGUGAAGGUGUCAGUGGCGGCGGCAGCGAUGGCAAGCAGGCGGUGUUGCUGGGACUGUUCUGCACUGGGGCCAGCAUCAGGAUGUCCUCUCCAAUGGCUGUGCUACUGCAUGGACUGUAUACUCGAUUUCAUGUGUAUGUCGCAGUAAACAAAACCAAACUUCUUUCUGUUUAGUUGCCUGGGGAAGAAGGCUGCUUUAUGUUUAUUUUUCAAGACUUAAAAUUUUUUUUUUUUUUGGUUGUAUUGCACUAGGAAAUCUCUCCCACCCCUCCCUUUUCUCUUUCUCUCCCUAUACAAAUAAAAAGCCCUCAACAAAGCCUGUAAGACUAGGAGGGCUAGGAAAAGAAAUAGGUUUCUGGAGGUGGAACUAAAACUGUGCAGCUGCCUCUUGGUGGUGGAUGCUGCUUUGGGAGGGCCAGGGAGGCUGUGGGGUGGGGGGGGGGGGUGGGGGGGAAGGGGAAGACAGUGAUAGGAUUGGCAAGGAGAGAGGGAUAGGAAGGAGGGUAGGGGGACUGAUAUAGUACCAGGGAGAAUAUUCCACUGAACUGUGAUUCCACGGCUUGGGGCAGAGGGUGGGGUGGAGACUGAAUUCUUUAAGGGGCCCUGAGACGUGUUUAUCUGUGGUGUGUGGGUGUGGGGAGCAGACUUGUCUUGCUGUCUUUGUCAGAAGAGUUUCUAAGUAAGGGCUGUGUCUUUGUGGAUUACCUUCUUUUAUUCUUCCUGUCAGAGCUCAUGCUAGGAGGAUGUUGAGGGUAGGAUUAGCUUGAUAUUUUUUUUUCUCUUCAUUCUUCUCUCCUUCUGUCUGCUCCCUGCUUAGCCCUCGGUUUUCUCAUUCCUCUGGAGUUCUCUUAGGGCAGCCUCUGUUAGUUGGCUGGCAAGGGAAUUUCUGGUGACUAGUUCUUAGUUAGGUCUUAGCAAUCAAACCAAAUCAAUGUGUCCCUUGAUUUUCCUGUGUAUAUGUGUGUGUGUGUAUCUUGGUUUGGGGUAUAGGGGAGGGAGGGGCAGGACUGUGGAAUCUCUAGGGUGUAUGGGUAGAUAAGUGGGCCUUUAUGUUAAAAACCUCUGGGGGGCAUCUGUUUUGGGGGUGAAGACGAGUGUCACCCCCCUCAGCCGUCUGGCCUAAACACUGCUUGCCCUAUGGCUGUCUGCUCCCAGGAAGGCUUUAGGAGGAUAGUCCAGGAUGAGGUGGCCAUGCUGUCACGCAUCCUGGAGCUGGGUCUCAGUGGAGAGGGAAAGUGACUGUGGAUGGUGGCAGCCUCCUGUGGGAGGCAGGGAUGGAAGUGAUAAAGGGCUGUUGAGGGGCUUUGGGGGAACUUUGGAGGAGGUCAGUCUUGCAGUGGUGAAGCCAGGAAUUAGGGGAUGGAAGCAGGGCUGCUAGUGGGACGAGAUUCCAAGGGGAGUGCUGGGGACAUCUUGUCUGUGGAUCAAACAGGGAUGGGAUGGGGGAUGGGUUGGGGGGAGUCAUUGCUGGUUGAGCUGUUGAUUCUUGUAAAUUGCAUUAAAAACUCUCAUGUAGGGUUGAUGCUGUGGGGGUGGGGGUUGGGAUCCAGCUCAUUCUCUCUUUUCUUUUUUUCAAAUCCAUCCUAGGGGUUGGUGGGGAGGCAGGAAAAUGCUCCCUUCCUAAGCCUUUAGUGUGUGCUGAGCUUUCUUUUUGAUGCUGACGGGAGGGUGGGGACUGGGAUGGGGAGUGAAUUCCCUAUAUCAAACCCUUUGGUGGGCACAAGACUGAAUGCUUGAUUUUAGGUUUUAUUUUUUUAUGAAUGUCCAGAUCUGUUUCCCCCUGCCCUCCCAGACUUGUGUGGCCAGUUGGAAAUGUCUGGUUUGUGUUCAUCUCCCUCAUUUCCGGAGCAGGGGCUGAGACCCCGCCACAUCUCCUAUGCUCUGCAUCCACGCCUCUUUUGGACAUUAAAGGUUGAUUGAUGCA
Molecule: messenger RNA, 2491 nt
Organism: Hippopotamus amphibius kiboko
Lineage: Eukaryota; Metazoa; Chordata; Mammalia; Artiodactyla; Hippopotamidae
Gene: DYNLL2
Product: dynein light chain LC8-type 2
Exons: 3
Coding region: 290-559 (89 amino acids)
Biological process (GO): cilium assembly; microtubule-based process
Cellular component (GO): cytoplasmic dynein complex
Molecular function (GO): dynein intermediate chain binding; dynein light intermediate chain binding
Source: RefSeq, a predicted model, not a curated record